CCGCUACAUAGGAAAAGGGCAAUUCCAUUGGAAAAAACAAUAAAUAAUAAUAAAAUGUCGUCCAAACGCCUCCUCACAGUGCAGAAAUUCAUCUCUUACUUUGCAACCCUGGACCAAACGAUCCUCGAGUCCAUCCUGGCUGACAACUACUACCACCAAUUCGCACCCGCCUCAAUAAACCCACCCGGCCCAUUCGACCGAGCGGGGUUUCUGGCACACACGAGCGGGUUAAACCGGAUCAUGACGGGGUUCCCCGUCUUCGCGAAGGAGUAUAUCGAGAGUGACAGCGGCAACCAGGUUGUCGUUUGGGCAACGAGCAAGACGCAGUUCCGGGAGGAGGUGAGGGAUGAUGGGAUCCCGAGGGAGGAGUGGGAGUAUGCUGGAGAGUAUGUGUUUAUGUUUACAAUGGACGAGAGUGGAGAGAAGGUGGUGAGGUGCAUCGAGUUUUUGGAUGGGGGAGCCACACCGAGAUUGCUUGAGCUGGCAAAGAGGGCGAGGGGGAACCUGGAAAAGAUUGAGACAAAGCCAUGAAUGUGAUAUAAUUACACUAUAUUUAAAUAGAACUAGACAGCAAAAAGACCUUACCCAAG
Molecule: messenger RNA, 590 nt
Organism: Aspergillus versicolor CBS 583.65
Lineage: Eukaryota; Fungi; Ascomycota; Eurotiomycetes; Eurotiales; Aspergillaceae
Exons: 1
Coding region: 55-531 (158 amino acids)
Source: RefSeq, a predicted model, not a curated record